AUGCUUGUGGCUGUUGGUUGUGGAGGGAAGCACUUGCACAAACAAGUCGAUGCACCGGAAGCAACAGCUAGCAGUGUUCUCAGUUUUGCAGCCCUUAUUGCCGGGUUCUUCCUCCCCUGGUCUGCGAUUGCCAGCGACUUCACGACCUAUUUCGAUCGUCGAUCCAAGAAAGCCUCGAUCUUUGUGCCCUCUUAUAUCGGUCUCGUCACUGGGGCCAUCCCUUUGAUGAUCCUUGGCGCAGCAAUUGGCGGCGCUGUUCCGAACGUCCCCUCGUGGGAAGAAGGAUACAAUACCAAUAACGUUGGAGGAGUCUUGGGCGCGAUGCUCGAGCCAUCCGGAGGAUUUGGGAAGUUCUUGCUGGUUCUUCUUGCACUGAGCGUUCUUGGGAAUGUUGUUGGCUCGAUUUACGCUCUCACCCUCAACUUUCAGGCUUUGCUCUUUCUCGUACGCAUCCGAAUUCCUCGAAUUGUCUAUACCAUCAUUGCCACUGCAAUCAUCAUCCCAGUUGCAAUCAAGGUGGCGGCUAACUUCUUUGAUUCAUUGAGCAACUUCCUUGGAAUCAUUGGCUACUGGCCUGCAGCUUUUGUCGCUGUUAUUGUCUUGGAACAUCUGGUCUUCCGGAAAGGUAAGGCAGAAAACUAUGACCUGACACAAUGGGAGACAGCACGAGGGUUACCCACGGGACUUGCUGCUCUAGGCGCUGCUGUGCUUUGCUUUGGCAUGGUGAUUCCCGGAAUGGCCCAAAUAUGGUAUACCGGGCCUAUCGCAGUGCACACGGGCGAUAUCGGGUUUGAGAUGGCUUUUGCCCUCACAGCGGCGCUUUAUGUACCAUUCAGGUUUUUGGAGGUCAAGCUUCUUGAUCGCAUCUAG
This is a messenger RNA of Phaeoacremonium minimum UCRPA7, 870 nucleotides long. Its product is annotated as putative purine-cytosine permease fcy22 protein. NCBI's taxonomy places the organism in Eukaryota, Fungi, Ascomycota, Sordariomycetes, Togniniales, Togniniaceae. Gene Ontology annotation, biological process: transmembrane transport. Bases 1 to 870 code for a protein of 289 amino acids. Gene Ontology annotation, cellular component: plasma membrane. The transcript is spliced from 2 exons. Gene Ontology annotation, molecular function: transmembrane transporter activity. The record is from RefSeq and is a predicted model, not a curated record.